Adineta ricciae is the source of this 4026-nucleotide messenger RNA. NCBI's taxonomy places the organism in Eukaryota, Metazoa, Rotifera, Eurotatoria, Adinetida, Adinetidae. The record is from the annotation of a GenBank genome assembly.
AUGGCAGAUACAUCAGCAAUAGGCGAGAAUCCAACUCUCGAUCAAUUUUAUUCACAUGUUACAUCUAAAGAACCCCAUAUUCGAUUAGAAUGCUUUCCAUUGCUCGAAGCGUAUUUAUCUGAUGUACAUAAUUGCACGGACUGCGAAGACUUGAAUGGUUUUAUCAAAGGUUUAUUGAAAUGGAUUGAAGGCAGCAAUUAUCGAAUUUCCCAUAACGGCCUUCGAAUAUUAGAAUUAUUGAUUGAACGAUUAGAUUCUUAUGAAUUCGAACAUUAUCUUGACAAUGUGAUCUCGGUGACUGUCGAUCGAUUAGGCGAUGGAAAAGAUCAAGUACGAGAAGCAGCUAGUCAACUUCUAUUAAAAUUGAUGAAAAAAUUCACACCUCAACGUAUUUGGGAUCACCUCCAACCAUUAGCUUUUGAAAACAAACAAUUUCGCAUCAAAGAAGAACUUCAACGAUUAAUCGUUCGAACAUUAAACGAGUUCGGUGGAUCGGCCAUUCAAUUGAAUAAACUCGUUCCAUUAAUUUGUAAACUUGUUUCUGAUUCUAAUGGCACUGUUCGUCAACAAGCGAUUGAUACACUCGUCGAAAUUUAUCGUCAUGUGGGUGAAAAAGUUCGAGGUGAUAUAGCUAAACGAGACAUACCAGAGGCAAAAUUAAAACAACUGUACGAUAAAUUUGAUGAUGUUGUUGCUAGCGGACGAAUGAUUGCUAAAAUAACUGACACAACGGAUGGCACUGCUUCAUCUUCUUCUGUAGUUAGCGCCCGUCCGAAACCGCCGACUUCGAGUGUGAAAUCCCGAUUCAACCAGGAUAAUGCAGCAACAGCCCGAUCACGUGCAGGAAUAUCAUCAGCAAGUACAACUCCAGUGUCAGCAGCUGCUGCCAGUGGUGCUGUUGAUGAAGCGAUAUUCGAAGAAGCAUUCAAUGCAUCUCAUGCUAUACCAUUAUCAUCGGCGAAAGAUGUUGAAAAUCAAUUAGUCAUUAUUCGCGAUACUCUUGCUGAUACCAAUAAUGAUUGGGAGAAACGUGUAGAAGCGCUGAAACGAUUACGUUCCAUCAUAGCCGGUGGUGGUGAUCAAUAUGAUGAAUUUAUUCGUGCUCUCCGUCAACUUGAUCUACCACUAGUUGCGACUGUCAAAGAUCUCCGCUCACAAAUUGUUCGUGAAGCUUGUAUCACAUUAGCAUACAUGUCCGUACGUUUGACCAAUCGCUUUGAACGUACAGCAGAAGGUGUCCUACCGGCUAUGCUCAAUUUAAUCCAAAAUAGUGCAAAAGUCAUUGCAACAAGUGGUGCUAUUGCUAUGCGUUUUAUUAUCAGUCAUACACAAGCAAGUAAAAUCAUUCCAUUGAUACUAGCUGGAGUCGAAUCAAAAUCGAAAGAUAUUCGAAGACAUACGUUUGAAUUGUUGGUUAUUAUGCUUUCCCAAUGGGAUUCCGUUUACCUGGAUAAACAUGGUCAAUUAAUACAUAAUGCAAUAAAGAAAGGUCUAUCAGAUGCUGACGCUGACGCUCGUUCAUAUGCAAGAAAAGCAUUUGGACAUUUCCGGGACCGUUUUUCUUUAUUAGCUGAUGCUUUGCUUGCUUCACUUGACGCUUCCAAAAAGAAAACUUUAUUGGGUGAAAUGAGUAAUUCAUCGAGUACACAUUCACUAGCAAGUGCAGGCACUUCGAAAUUACGUAGUGUUAAAGAUGCUACACCACGACAAGCUCGAGCAUUAGUUCAUGAUAAACAGCAAUCUCCAGGUAGCCUGGCACGAUCUUCGAGUGCGAAUGAACUUGCGCUACGACGAAAAAAUAAUCUAUCAAACUUGACGACACCUACGAUUCAAUCUACAACCGGUCGACCGCGCUUUCUUGCUCAGUCAACAGCAGUAACAACUAGUGCAAAAAUAUCUACAACUAAUACUCGCCCAAAUCACACUGUUUCUCAAUCCCAACCAGGCAGCCGUUCAACAUCGCCAAAUUCCUUGAAAACAUCCCAUUAUUUAUCGUCGGCGUUGCGCACACCAACGAAUACACGGUCAAGAAUACCAGUCGGUUCAAGUGGCGGUUCCAGAAUAUCAAGUCGAGAAUCAAGUCCAGGACGAACACCGGUGACUGCUAGUGGCGGUGGAAAUAGACGUCGAUACUGUCGACCCUACGGAUAUCGAGCACCAGGAAGUGAUUACGGUGAUCAUGCACGCCGUGUCAAUGGUGCUUGGGGUGCUGAUAGCGGCGACGAUGCAUCAGAAACGUCUAGCAUAUGUUCAGAACGAUCCCUUGAAGAUGUAGCAGAUAUCUUGCGUCGAAUGCAAAGCAAUGAAUGGACCGAAAGAAAAGACAGUCUCGCUGGUUUAUACCACAUGAUUCGAUCAGGUCGUGUAUUCAGUACUCAUGAAUUGAAACGUAUAACUGAAUUAUUAACAAAACGUUUUUAUGAUCCACACUCACAAGUCUUUACUGCAUUUCUUGAUGUCCUACCUGAAUUUAUAACAGCGUAUAAACGUGAAUUGAAUGAGUGGCUCUAUACAUUAUUAACACGUUUAUUGAUUCGUUUGGGUGCACCUGAUCUACUUGAUUCCGUUUAUAAAAAAUUAAAGACAUGUUUAACAAUUGUGAACACAUCAUUUGACGUUCAUGCUCAAUUUACUGUCCUUAUUCGUUUUAUAAAUGACAACUCAUCGGCACCAGGUAUCAAAGCCAAAGAAACACUUUUGAGAUACCUCCAACAGAUCAUUCAACAUAUGGAACCGGUUGAUAUUGCCAACAAUGCAGAUAUUCGCAUUGCUUUGUCGAAAAUUAUCAAUUGGUCUAGUGAACCGAAAAGUAUCGAGAUGAGAAAGGCUGCGCAGGGUGUUAUACUCGCUUUCUACAAUUUGAAUCGACCAGAAUUUACACUGAUGCUCACUGCCUUACCACAAACUUACCAGGAUGCUGCUGCAAAGAUUCUUCGUCCUACAAAUGAUAUGCAAUCUUCCACUCAUUCUCAACUCGAUUCGAAAUCUGAUUUCCUUCAACGAUCAAGUAGUAGCGGUUUAACAUCUUCAUUAACAAGCUCUAUGCAUUCCGAUGUUCAAACACCCUCCUAUGCAUCGGACAUGCGUAUUCUGAUGGAAAAUAUGCAAGCAUUAAAUGUCAACCAUCGUCAAGACGAUCUAUUAUUAUCAAAUCCUCAUUCAUUAAAAGAAACAGGUUAUCAAGAUUUACGCGCAAAUUCAAUUCGACACUAUACACCACAAGCAUAUCGUUCUAAUCAAUCGCAAAGCAACGCAACAGAAGCGUCAGAUAGUAUUUUGGAUGCUGCCGAUCGUCCGGCUGCAAUCGAUGUUGCCUUGAAUAUGGCUAAUCAACAAACAUUGAGCAAAGAACAACGACAACAUGCUCUACGUUGUAUCUUGAAAUUUUCGAAAUUAAAUGAUACAGAAACAUGGAACUUAGCAUUUAGUAAAACGUUGAAUAUUUUAACACAAAUACUUGACAAUGAGCAAGAUGAAAUCUUGUAUAAAGUUUAUAGUUUACGUAUCAUACGGGAAUUAUUAACACAUCAUGCAAGUUUAUUUAAAAAUUAUAUCGAAUUGACCAUUUUUCGAAUCUUAAAAGCACAAAGCGAUUCCGAAAGUGAAAUCACGCGUUCAGCGGAACAAGCUGCUCAUGCUGCAGCAGAAUAUCUUCCUGCUGAAAAUACCGUUCGUGUACUUAAACCAAUCGUUGAACAAGCCAAAUAUCCCAUGAAUCAAUCAGCAAUUGCAAUGCUACAAAAGACAAUUGAAUUCAUGAACAAAGAUAUUUGUACAGAACUAAUGGCUGAAAUGAUUCCAGCACUUUUGACCUCAUGGGAUAGUGAAACAUCAAGUGUACGCAAAGCGGCAGUUUUCUGUUUGGUUUCGAUUUACCUAGUUGUUGGUGAUAGUUUACGUACGCAUUUACAUAAAUUAAGUGCAAGCAAGCUCAAACUCUUGAAUGUCUAUAUAUCCAAAGCUCAACAACAGACAAGCAAUCUAGAGAAAUCAGCAACAUUCAAUGGAAAUUCAAAUAAAGCCUAA